CAACGCGCAUGCGUUCCUGAGAGCCAGGCAAAGGACGAUUUUUAAGCCCUCUCGGCAUCCUUACAUUGCGGGGCGGCUGUGUGGAGGUGUGGGCGACAUCCGGCUCCUGCCGGAAGCUGGAAAAGGAGGAGUGUAUCCUGUACUUUACUUUCUUGGGGACUCUGAAUCCAGUCUAAGUUCUUGAGCUUAAUCAGACACAAUGGAGGCACCUCCCGUCACCAUGAUGCCUGUCACUGGGGGCACCAUUAACAUGAUGGAGUACCUGCUGCAGGGAAGUGUUUUAGAUCACAGCUUGGAAAGCCUUAUCCAUCGCCUUCGUGGUUUGUGUGACAACAUGGAACUUGAGACUUUCCUUGAUCAUGAGAUGGUAUUCCUCCUUAAAGGCCAGCAGGCCAGUCCCUUUGUUCUAAGGGCCCGGCGCUCUAUGGAUAGGGCAGGAGCACCGUGGCAUCUGCGCUACCUGGGACAGCCUGAGGUGGGAGACAAGAACCGUCACGCCCUGGUGCGAAACUGCGUGGACAUUGCAACAUCUGAGAACCUCACCGACUUCCUGAUGGAAAUGGGCUUCCGCAUGGACCACGAGUUCGUAGCUAAGGGACACUUGUUCCGUAAGGGCAUCAUGAAGAUUAUGGUGUACAAAAUCUACCGUAUCCUGGUGCCGGGGAACACAGAGAGCAUUGAGGCCUUGUCACUCUCCUACCUUGUGGAACUAAGUGUUGUUGCCCCAGCUGGGCAGGACAUGGUCUCUGAUGACAUGAGGAACUUUGCAGAGCAGCUGAAACCUCUAGUUCACCUAGAGAAAAUAGACCCUAAACGGCUCAUGUGACUGAGACAGUCUGUCCACGUUGGGACUUGUCUUCACCUGUUACAAAGAAGACAUUGUACAUGCCCCAUUUCAGCACUGCCAGCCAGGCUUUCUUCCCUUAGGAAGGAGGGUAGUAAAACCUUAAUUGGUUCUUUGUUCUUUUCUGUUUUCCUCAUGUGACACGUUCACUUUUGUGACAGCCUUUCUAAAUUAAAGGCUCAGGAAAACAUGGAGAAUCUACUUAAUUCUUCUGCACAAAAAGGGGAAAUGGGUAUAAAUGAGCUUUUAGAAAGAAAAAUCUCUUACUUGUUUUGCCAUUUGUGUACAAGGUUUGUAAAAUAAGACUGAGCUCAUGCUGUGUGGUAGUAAAGGCUAUGAAGGGAAAUGUCUGUGUUUCUGAUGCUACCCCAUUACUCUGCUAAUUUGGAAUUCAUUCAUUACCCAUUAGAACAAAAAGAAAAAACGACAGGCUUUGGUUUUAGUUUUGGUAGAGAUGGUAGUUUUUACCUCAUAAAAGCAACAUGUGUGUGUUGUUGGAAAUUCAAAUACAAAAGUAAGAAAAAUAACCUGUAAUCCUAUUAUUCAAAGAAAUGUACUAUUUCUAUUUUGGUCUGUGUCCUCCUGGUCUUUAUUUUUGUACAUUUAUGUAUAUGAGAUAUACUUAUUUUAUAA
Molecule: messenger RNA, 1477 nt
Organism: Phyllostomus discolor (pale spear-nosed bat)
Lineage: Eukaryota; Metazoa; Chordata; Mammalia; Chiroptera; Phyllostomidae
Gene: MED18
Product: mediator complex subunit 18
Exons: 3
Coding region: 200-826 (208 amino acids)
Biological process (GO): termination of RNA polymerase II transcription; regulation of transcription by RNA polymerase II
Cellular component (GO): core mediator complex; mediator complex
Molecular function (GO): transcription coregulator activity
Source: RefSeq, a predicted model, not a curated record